Molecule: messenger RNA, 3752 nt
Organism: Helicoverpa armigera (cotton bollworm)
Lineage: Eukaryota; Metazoa; Arthropoda; Insecta; Lepidoptera; Noctuidae
Gene: Oamb
Product: octopamine receptor Oamb
Exons: 11
Coding region: 474-2030 (518 amino acids)
Biological process (GO): cell-cell signaling; adenylate cyclase-activating adrenergic receptor signaling pathway; phospholipase C-activating G protein-coupled receptor signaling pathway
Cellular component (GO): plasma membrane
Molecular function (GO): alpha1-adrenergic receptor activity
Source: RefSeq, a predicted model, not a curated record
AUAAAGCAUUUGGCGAUUCUGCCCGUUCCCCAAUGCGCACGCGUAAAGGAACCGGCUACUUUCAGUGGCGGCAAACGAGCGUCAAGCAUAGCGCGCGUCGCAUCACUGAGUGAACUAAUUCGCGGAUCGAAUAAAACUUUUUUUAACUAGAACGAUUCGGUUUUUAAAAGUCGAACCCGAUUUUUAAAGUGUGUGAGGAAUACAGUUUUUUUUUUUAUUUGUUGAAGUGUUCUUUUUAUGAAAUAUUGUUUUUUUUUUUUAAGUGAAGUGUUUUAUGUGAGGUUUUAGCUGUGUCGAGAUAGCUGUUUAUAGAGGUACACAAAGCUUCAUGGUGUGACACAGUUCCCGCUGGCCACCACACCCUCGAGAAUAGGAGAUUCUACGUUAACUAGAUCACUAUGGCAGUAACCACCUGAAGGCGAGCGGGCGAUGCGCCGCGCGGCGGCGAGCGCGCGCGGUGCGACGCGCCUAAUAUGCGCUCAUUGAAUGAAACAGCGUGCCAGGCGCUGUUGGAAGAUGUCAGAUGGGACGAACCCGUCAGCCUUGUCAGUUUAGCUAUACUGGCUCUUAUUGAUGUCCUUGUUAUCGCAGGUAACUGCCUAGUCAUAGCGGCAGUGUUGUGUUCGUCCAAGCUGCGCAGUGUCACGAAUCUGUUCAUCGUGUCGCUGGCCGUCGCUGAUCUAUUGGUCGGCGUCGCCGUACUGCCAUUCUCCGCUACCAGAGAAGUUUUUGAGGUAUGGAUAUUCGGAGACGUCUGGUGCUCAGUAUGGCUGGCUGUCGACGUGUGGAUGUGCACAGCUUCGAUCCUGAACCUGUGCGCCAUCUCCCUGGACCGCUACGUAGCUGUCACCAGACCUGUCAGCUAUCCUAGCAUCAUGAGUAGGAAAAGAGCUAAAGCCCUAAUUGCUGGUCUGUGGGUCUUGUCUUUCGUCAUCUGCUUCCCACCUCUAGUUGGGUGGAAGGAUAAAAAGCCUGAAGAAGCAGACAUGAAAGACGGUUGGGUGCCCAACCCCCCCUGUGAAUGGACCUGCGAGCUGACCAACGAUGCUGGUUACGUCGUCUACUCAGCCCUCGGGUCCUUCUACAUACCCAUGUUUGUCAUGCUGUUCUUCUAUUGGAGGAUAUACAAAGCUGCUGUCAGAACUACCAAAGCUAUUAAUCAGGGUUUUAGGACUACAAAAGCUUGUUCUCAAUUUGCAGGCAAAGGCAUGGGUAGUCGUUUCGACGACAACCGACUGACGCUCCGAAUACAUAGGGGUCGAGGGUCUAACCGGCCCCAUGGCUCUCCACUGUCAAAUGCUUCCAACCACUCAACUAGCACUUCUCUUAGCGCUUCUCCUGAAAGAUUACGAAGACAUUCAAGUGCAAGAAGAGCUCAUGAAAAAGUUAAGAUCUCCGUGAGUUACCCCUCAUCAGAGCAGAUCUGUCCUGCCCACGAGAACUCCAGGUCUUCAAGUAGAUCCCCCAGUCCUUCCCUCUAUGCUGUACAUUAUGAAAGAGAUGGGAGGGAGCUGACGGAAAGCAGGUUGAGGGUGCGACCUUCUCAUCAUUUGGCGCCAGGACCUUUGUAUGAUGAGUACGAUGAUAAGCCUAGAACUACCAGGAGGAUGGGGAAACGGAAUAUUAAGGCUCAGGUGAAACGUUUCCGCAUGGAAACCAAAGCUGCCAAGACCCUCGGCAUCAUCGUAGGAGGGUUCGUCUUCUGCUGGCUUCCAUUCUUCAGCGUGUACGUCGUGAGAGCGUUCUGUGGCGAGUGUGUCAGCCCUAUAGUCUUCUCAGUUCUCUUCUGGUUGGGGUACUGCAAUUCUGCUAUCAACCCGCUGAUUUAUGCGCUGUUUUCUAAGGACUUUAGAUUUGCAUUCAAACGCAUAAUCUGCAAGUGCUUCUGCGGCGGUGGAGGUCCGAGACGAGAGUCAGACGGCGAAGGCUCACGGCGGCAGAACAAUCGGCCCACUCACUCUCACUCUUUAGAAGAACAUGACGCUAACAACCAUACCACUACUACGACUACCACUGCUGCAGACAGGUGACGGCAAGCUAUGCGACGGCAGAACCCACAGUUCCAGUCAACCGUCGCGUGUGUAUAGCAAAUAUCUGAAAUAACGAUAUAAUAACCGUUAAUGUAACGCAAUACAGUCUAUGAAACCGUUUUUUAUCUGUAUAUUGUUACUAAACGCGUCCUACUGUAGAAAAGUCAAAAUAAUUGUUAGCAUUAAAUGUGUGUAUUGUUGUAACGUAUAAAUAACUUAGUUGUUUGAUCGUUAUAAUGUAAGGGAUAGCUUAAAAGAGCUAUUUAAAAAAUAUUAAUGUGUGUACUUCAGUGUAUGUUUUUUAAAAGUGAAUUUAUUUAUUGAAAAGACUGUCAGAACUUAAUUGUACCUAAUAUUAUGUAAUAAAUGAUGUCAAAUAACCAAUAUCUUGUUAUAAUGAGGAACUUUAAAAUAUUAAGUUAGGUAAAUAAGGUAGAUCUAAUUUGACUUAUGAGCGUGAACUUUAAAGGAUAUUGUAAUAUUCGUGUUUAUUUACGCUCUGAGUCGACUCUAGUAACUCCAAAAUUAAAACGCUUAUAACUGAUACAAUCUUAGUACCUACUUGUCCUAGUUAGUUUUUCCUCACUUUACUCUAAAGAGUACCUACCUAGUACAUUAUUGCCUAAUGCCUACGAAUAGACAUGUACCUACCUUUCCCAUAAGUAGUUAAGCUAGAGGCCCUUUAAGGCUAAUGAUUCGGACCCCUACAUUGAUCCCUUCAAACUAUUGAAUACCUAAUUAUUUAUGUCUCUGAAAAUCAAAUGACUUUGGCCAAGUCAAUUAUUGUAUCCAUGUUGUACUUGUUGCCCGUAACCAGUGAAGAAUAGACAGAAACAAAAUCUUGGUCAAGGCAUUUUUAGUUCUUCAAAAAUACCUUACCCUUCUUCAAUUCUGAUCAUUCAUCAAUCUAUUUUAAGCUGUUCAGACUACAAAUACAAUAAAAGUUAAUUGUAUUACCCUUAAACAAAGAGGUUAUUUAAACAGGAUCAAUAUUAUGUAAUGCCUUAUUGACAAAGAAAAACAGGUUUUGUUAUAAAAUAUUUAAUAGACAUAGGCAUAUGCAAGUAAGCAAUAUUCGAUCUAAUACUAAUAUUCAAAGUAAGUCAAUAUACUAAGCUGUACUUGUAGUUUGAAAACUUACCAUAUAUCGGUGGUCGACAGUGCCUGUUUUUUGUAAGUAAACUGUAUCUUUGGACUUAUACUAUACUGUGAAAUAAAAGAAAAUAUAAAUCAAAGAUUACUUAUAUAAGGCAAAUGUACAAAACUUCUAGAGAGAUUACAUAGGAUAGGCUGAUCGAGUUAGUAACUCAUUCGGCUUUUCAACUAGUAUACCUUAGUCAGUCAUAACUAAUCAUAUAAAUGCGGAAGUUGGUCAUGCUUUCAGUUGGACAGCUUACCUGGAGAUAAAAAUGUAGAAACAAUCUUAGGGCGUAAAACAGUUCCCAAAAAACGCAUGAAAAAGCCGCCAGAGCGGGAAAAGCCUAGUCUUCAUAUAAAAUUUCUCAUUCUACUAACUAAUGACUUGCCUACCAACUUACGAUUAGUAUAAACGGGUAUUUAAAUCGUGGAAAGUAUUAAUAAAUAAAUAAAGAUCUCAACGUUCCUCAAGUUUAUUCGAUUGUGUAUUCGAUGUUUUAACAUUAUAUUCGUUAGGCGAGAGUUGUAUGUUUAUGUGUGAGCGAUAUCAACAUUACUAUGAAUUAAUAUAUGAGAUGUUACCUA